Antechinus flavipes (yellow-footed antechinus) is the source of this 2622-nucleotide messenger RNA. RefSeq names its product hydroxysteroid 17-beta dehydrogenase 1 (gene HSD17B1). The record is from RefSeq and is a predicted model, not a curated record. The coding region runs from base 1586 to 2497 and encodes 303 amino acids. The transcript has 6 exons. Gene Ontology annotation, biological process: estrogen biosynthetic process. Gene Ontology annotation, cellular component: cytoplasm. NCBI's taxonomy places the organism in Eukaryota, Metazoa, Chordata, Mammalia, Dasyuromorphia, Dasyuridae. Gene Ontology annotation, molecular function: estradiol 17-beta-dehydrogenase [NAD(P)+] activity.
AGUCCCAAAUACAGGGGUUGGACUAAGCAGCCUCUGGGGUUCCUCUUGCUCUGAUUCUCUUCCAUUUUAUGUAUGGGGAGGUGAAUUCUGAGAUCCAUGGUUGCUGAAUGCCAAGACUCAGGCUGUAGCCUGGGCCUCCUGACUUCCCCUGCUCACUGUCUUAAGCCUUCCCUUGGGAUUCUUUUAUCCUCCCUCUUUCCUAUUCCCUCAGGAAGUAUGGGCCUCUCCAGCAAAUGGCUGCUUCCCCACAGGCCAUCCCCAGAAGCCCUCACUCAUUCCCCAGCCUAUGACCAUCCUCCCUCUUUUCUCUCCACUGCUCCUCACCUUGAGAAGCUAUUUGCAGGAACUGCCUCAGCUUUCCUCCCUGAAACUGCUCUAUCUCUCAGGGCCCCAGGGAUCUCUUAAUUGCCAGAUCUGAGAGUCUCUUCUCCAAAGUUGUCCUUCUGGGUACCCCUGCAAUCUUUUACACUUUGAUUCCUUUUCUUCUCCUUUCUCUGAGCUGUUCUUUGGUUCUCCUUGAUUACUCCUCAGUCUCCUUUACCAGAACUUUGAGUCACCCCCACUAACCCUGAGAGAGUAUGCCCCUCGAUGGAAGCUCUUUGUGGAGAUGCUGGUAAAGAGCCUGGCUGAGGGCACCCCCUUCCACCAGAGCCAGUUUGAGAGUGAAGCCUUGCUAUUGGGACAGAACUUUGUACUGGGGAGGAAGAAGUUCCCCAUUCAACCUCAGGGUGACACUGUUGACCUUGUCAAGAAACUUUUCUUCAGGUAUUACCCAAGGUGUCAAGCAGGAGCUGUAUGACCCACCCCCUCACCUGUGCCACCUGGAUUCUCCAGUAGUUCCUUAGACUCUCUUGGGACCCUGAAUCCUACCAGUGGCCUAACUUGGGAUCCUUGGGAAGAGAUCAGUUUAUAAACCAUGGACAGUUCUUGCAGAUGGUCUCUCUCCUUUGUUGUGUCUGGUUCCUGGAUUCAGGAUUUGGACUGAGCUCUUUGAAGAGUGGGGAGGGAAGAAGAGGGAAGGUGUAGCAUAGAAAGUAGAUCCUGUGAAUUGAGAGUAUGGAGGAGAUUCUCCAUGCCAUUCUCUCCUAUUCCAGAUAUGUAAAUCAAACCAUUGUUUUCUCAUUCAAUCAAUAAAUCAGUAUUUCAGCAUGUCUCUCUAGGUUUAUCCUCAGAGGGUCCAAGUAGCAGUGUGUAUACUUAGAAUAAUAAAGUGGAGAAGACUAAGUCUAUCCUCUCUCUCCUCUCUCCUUAGCUUUGAAAGCAGCUGUAUUUGGCUCUAGGCUGCUGCCCUUUGCUUCAGUUUCCCCUACUCAGCCUUCAGAGGUGGUAAGAUCUCUGUGAUGCUUGCCAGCAGAUUAAGCUUGGGGAGAAAGGAGGAGUGAAGAAUGGGGCAGUGAAAGCUCACUGGCCUUGAGAUAAUGAAGUAGACACAACAAAGGAGAUUGAGGGCUUCAGAAAAAGAAGGGGCCUUGGGGCUCAAGGGCUGAGCCAGUCUGCAUCCUAGUCUUUUUUGCUUCUGAUUCCUUCCAACCAAUUCUUGGUCUGUCUCUAAUCUGUCCCUUCCUGGUCUCUCUGUCCUUUCUCUAUGGAGAGAAAGGUAGUUCUCAUCACAGGCUGUUCCUCCGGAAUUGGUCUGCAUCUGGCUCUGCGCCUGGCCAGUGAUCCUUCAGGCAGCUUCAAAGUGUAUGCCACUCUCCGGGACCUCGAGUCUCAAGGUCCUUUGUGGGAAGGAGUAAGAGCUAGAGGCUGCCCUCCAGGCUCCUUGGAGAUACUACAGCUCGAUGUGACCGACUCCAGUUCUGUGGCAGCUGCCCGAGACCAUGUGACUGAGGGCCACAUGGACAUCCUGGUGUGUAAUGCUGGUCAUGGCCUGCUCGGGCCACUGGAAGCCCACUCAAUAGAGGCUGUGGGCUCUGUGCUGGACGUGAAUGUGAUGGGGACUAUCCGAAUGCUCCAAGCUUUCCUUCCCGACAUGAAACGACGCCGAGCUGGCCGGGUGCUUGUCACUGGGAGCGUUGGCGGGCUGAUGGGCUUGCCCUUUAACGCAGUUUACUGUGCUAGCAAGUUUGCCCUGGAAGGUCUAUGCGAGAGUCUGGCUAUACUACUGCAGCCCUUCGGAGUCCACAUCAGCCUCAUAGAGUGCGGCCCUGUACGCACCGCUUUCCAAGAGAAGUUAGAGAGGGGUCCUGGCGGAGUACUGGGAAGCGCCGACUUGGAAACCCGGGCUCUCUUCUCCCGCUACCAGCGGCACUGUGAGCGGCUCUUCUGGGAGGCGGCACAGGACCCUGAAGACGUGGUGGAGGUGUUCGUUCAAGCGCUCCGCGCCCCUUGCCCCGUCCUGCGCUAUUUCAGCACUGAGCGAUUUCUGCCAUUAGCCAGACUCCGAAUUUCUGAUCCUGGAGGCUCUCAAUACGUAGACGCCAUGUACCGCACUGUUUUCUCCGAGCCGGAGGAGGAGGAGGCCAGUCGUGAAUACGGUGGAACUGAAGGCCCCUGAGUUAGAAUCGCCCGGUUUUUUGUUGUUGUUGUUGUUUUUGUUUUGUUUUGUUUGUUUGUUUGUUUUUUGUUUUUUUAAGCAGACACAUGCUUAGUAAAGUAACUUGGUCUACAUAUACUAAAUAA